Bactrocera latifrons is the source of this 2593-nucleotide messenger RNA. RefSeq names its product protein scarlet (gene st). The record is from RefSeq and is a predicted model, not a curated record. Gene Ontology annotation, molecular function: ABC-type transporter activity; ATP hydrolysis activity; ATP binding. Gene Ontology annotation, cellular component: plasma membrane. Gene Ontology annotation, biological process: transmembrane transport. The transcript has 7 exons. Lineage: Eukaryota; Metazoa; Arthropoda; Insecta; Diptera; Tephritidae. The coding region runs from base 1 to 2214 and encodes 737 amino acids.
AUGUCAACAGAUAAUCUCAUCUCAAUGGAGCAAACCCGCAGCGUUGAUCCGCCACGCGCUGACUACGCGACGAACGGGAAAAACUUCCCCAACAGCAACAACAACAACACCAUCCACAUGGAUGCUGCUGAGCAAAUGGAAUUGCAGGAUGUUGUUGGUGUACCGAGCAACGGCAAUAAUAAGCACAGCAAUGAUAACAGGCGCGCCAGGAGCAGCAGUGUGAAUGGCAAUAGCGGCGCCGAGGGAAGUCCUGGCGCGAGUGGCGGGGGCAGUCGGAUUGCCAUCACCGACAUUUCCACCACGCCGCCGCGCACCGCCUCCACGCGCAACAGUUCGGAGCGCAGUCUGCCGCUGCGCAGCUACAGCAAGUGGUCGCCCACGGAGCAGGGUGCCACGUUGGUGUGGCGCGACUUGUGCGUCUACACGACGGGCGAGCCGAAUGGCGCGAGCGGUGGCGGCAGUUUGCACAAAAUGAAGCGCAUCAUUAACAACUCGACAGGUGCGGUGCAGCCGGGCAAUCUGAUGGCGCUAAUGGGUUCCAGUGGCUCUGGUAAGACGACACUGAUGUCAACACUCGCCUUCCGUCAACCAGCCGGCACCAUUGUUCAGGGUGAUAUCUUGAUAAACGGCCGUCGCAUUGGCCCAUUUAUGCAUCGCAUCAGCGGCUAUGUAUAUCAGGAUGAUUUAUUUAUCGACACUUUAACCGUACUGGAGCACAUGACAUUCAUGGCGCAUCUCCGCUUGGAUCGUCGUGUGAGUCGUCGGGAACGCAAGGAAAUUAUAAACGAUCUAUUGGAGCGCACCGGUCUUCUGUCCGUCGCAUACACGCGCAUCGGCUCCGGCGAUGACAAGAAAAUGUUGUCGGGUGGAGAGCGCAAGCGGCUGGCGUUCGCUGUCGAGCUGCUUAACGAUCCGGUUAUCUUGUUCUGUGACGAGCCCACCACCGGUCUGGAUUCGUUUAGCGCUCAACAAUUAGUGCAAACACUUUAUGAUCUGGCCAAAAAGGGCACCACCAUAUUGUGCACCAUACAUCAGCCCUCCAGUCAGCUCUUCGAUAUGUUCAACAAUGUGCUACUUUUGGCCGAUGGGCGUGUGGCCUUCACUGGUUCGCCACAAAAUGCGCUGAACUUUUUCGCUGAGAACGGUUAUCAUUGUCCGGAGGCUUAUAAUCCGGCGGACUUCUUGAUUGGCGUGUUGGCCACGGAUCCGGGUUAUGAACAGGCCUCUCAACGUUCCGCGCAGCAUUUGUGCGAUAUGUUUGCGGUCAGCAACGCGGCUAAACAACGCGAUAUGCUGGUCAAUCUGGAGAUUCACAUGGCGCAGACGGGUGACUAUCCCUUCGACGUGGAGGUUGAUACUUUUCGUUCGGCUGCUUGGUACAAGAAGUUCCAUAUGAUUUGGUAUCGCGCUUCGCUGUCGUUGAUGCGCGAUCCGACGGUGCAACGUAUGCGAUUUUUCCAAAAAAUGGCUAUGGCCGUUAUUAUAGGCGCAUGUUUUGCCGGUACUAUAACAGUCUCACAGCUGGGAGUGCAGGCCGUACAGGGUGCACUGUUCGUUAUGAUAUCGGAAAAUACCUAUCAUCCAAUGUAUUCCGUUUUGAAUGUCUUCCCACAGGGAUUCCCCCUAUUUCUACGCGAAACACGUUCUGGAAUGUAUUCGACGGCACAAUACUAUGUGGCCAAUAUACUGGCGAUGCUACCUGGGAUGAUUAUUGAGCCGCUGCUGUUCGUAAUAAUCUGUUAUUGGAUAACCGGUUUGCGUGCCACAUUCUUCGCCUUCAGCAUAACGGCCAUAUCAAUCGUUCUGGUUAUGAAUGUUGCAACAGCCUGUGGCUGCUUCUUUUCCACAGCGUUCAAUUCAGUUCCUUUGGCCAUGGCUUAUUUGGUGCCCGUCGAUUACAUUUUCAUGAUAACAUCUGGAAUUUUCAUUAAAAUUAGCACUUUGCCAAUGGCGUUUUAUUGGACACAAUUCCUGUCAUGGAUGUUAUAUGCAAAUGAAGCGAUGACGAUUGCUCAAUGGUCCGGCGUGCAAAAUAUCACCUGCUUCGAGGAGAGCGAGAACCUGCCGUGCUUCCACACGGGUCAGGAUGUGCUGGACAAAUACAGUUUUAAUGAGUCGAACCUCUACCGAAAUUUGCUGGCGAUUGUGGCUAUUUACUUUGGCUUCCACAUUUUGGGAUACUACUUUCUGUGGCGUCGUGCUAAGAAGAUUUAAGAUUUAAUGGAGUGUCAACCGUCCAAAGCUGCGUCGUGGCGACGCCGCAGGUCAAAGCUGAACGCAAGGCUUUUUUGAUGUGGGCGCGUGGAUUUUUAUCUGCGUGUGUUUUGUUAAAUGAAUUUCAUCCCUUCUAUUUUAUUAUUAGGAAUCACAUAUUCGCUACAAUAAUACUUUUACAUUUAUAUUUUGCGCGAGAACUGCCUCCAAUAUGCUUAUUUAAAUGAGAUUUAUUGCCAUCCAAGGUGCAUUUUAUCUUCUCUACACAUUUAUGGUUUGGCGGUUUUAUUUGUAUUCACUUCGUUAAGUUCAUGAAGAGGGUCAAACCAAUUUGGAAAUUAUGAAGAUGAAUAAACAAAACAUUGAAUUCACAUUUAAA